Molecule: messenger RNA, 708 nt
Organism: Soboliphyme baturini
Lineage: Eukaryota; Metazoa; Nematoda; Enoplea; Dioctophymatida; Soboliphymatidae
Source: the annotation of a GenBank genome assembly
AUGAUCUCACACAAUGGAAAGUGGAUGAAGCCGCCUGUUCCGUGGAAAGCGAUGGCUAUGAGCCGAGUUCUGUGGAGCAACAUUUUAGCGGUGCUGUGCCACGAGGCGCCCAUGAGCGCGAUCAUGAUGUUUCUGCCCAUGUACAUGCGAGACGUGUUGCACUUCUGCAUGAAGACCAACGGAAUGCUGAGCGCACUGCCAAUUGCGUGUUUCCUGGUGUUCAAGAUUCUGGCCACCCACCUGAACCAGAUGUUGCAGGUGGUGUUCCAGAUCGACCGAACGACACUGGCCAAAGGCUUCAAUUUCGUCGCAUGCCUCGGCCUGGGCGGCUUUCUGUUGAGCGUGACCAAUCUGGAUUGCCAGAACCGUAUAACGGCUGUCAUUCUGAUAUGUCUGUCGAUCGGUUUCGCCGGAUUCCAUACGCCCGGCUGUCUCAGCACGCUGCUGUCCAUCGCGCCGACCUUCAGUGGCACCAUCGCCUCAAUAGCCUACUUCUUCGCCAGCGUUUCUGCCAUGAUUAUUCCCCUUGUGGUCAAGUCGGUUGUCAUCUACGGUACAAAGGCCGAAUGGCAGCUGGUGCUAAUCGCUACCGGCUGCAUCGCCCUGCUUCCCGUUGUGUUCUUCACGCUGUUCGGCUCAGCUGAGGAGCAGCCGUGGGCGCAACCUCAGCAAGCCAAGUUGUCGACGGUGUCCGUUGAAAAAUUUUGA